AGUUAUUGAUCCAUACUCUCCUCCUCUCCCUCUUCACCCCUCCUCCUCCUCCCUCCCACUCCGAGUUUCUGGACCAAAGUGAGCACACCACCAGCUCAGAGUCUGCACCGCCUCAACUGUUGUGCUUCGACUCUCAGCAAAGUAUCAACUAAAAAUCUCUACACAAUCCAUUCAAGCGUGGAGGAGAGGGCAGACUUGGAGGAAAAAAAAGGUUCACAUUUUAAAAGCCAUUACUAAGGGAGCGCAGAGCUUUGCGUGAACUUUAUGGUCGCCUCCCUGAGUGGCGCGCACAGGCUGAUGCUUGGGGACCAGUGAUGUCUGCAGAAGCUGCAGCUCCAGCGCGGUGGCUCGGUGAAAAAUAAGAGAAAACGAUGAAAUCCAGGAGUCAGGAUCAGAGUCUGUCUGACUCCAGAGAGCUGGACAGAUCCUACGACGCGCUGACAGGUAACCAUCUUUCCAAACCCAACAAAAAGACAAUCAAGCAACGCUUCCUAAAACUGCUGCCCUGCUAUCAUUCCAGCUCCACUGCUUCAAUCAAUCAAACAGGAAGCAUAACUGAUGAAGGGGAGCUGUCCACUGUGUGCUACAGACCAGAGGGGCUAGACAGUCUUGUUCAACAGACUAAAUUCAGCAAAAAGGAGCUGCAGGUUCUCUACAGAGGAUUCAAAAAUGAAUGCCCCAGUGGUGUUGUUAACGAGGACACAUUUAAAAGCAUCUACUCCCAGUUCUUCCCACAGGGAGAUUCCAGUAUGUAUGCGCAUUUCCUGUUUGAAGCCUUUGACACCCACAACAACGGACUGGUUAGCUUUGAAGAUUUUGCAGUAAGUUUGUCCAUCAUUUUAAGAGGAUCAAUCACUGACAAACUCAACUGGGCCUUCAAUCUGUAUGAUCUGAACAAGGAUGGCUGCAUCACCAGAGAAGAGAUGACAGAUAUAAUGCACUCCAUCUAUAACAUGAUGGGGAAGAGUACAUAUCCCAGCAUGAGGGACAGCGCUCCAAAGGAGCAUGUCGACAGCUUCUUUCAGAAAAUGGACAAGAAUAAAGAUGGAGUGGUCACCAUUGAGGAGUUCGUGACUACAUGCCAAAAGGAUGAGAACAUCAUGCACUCAAUGCACUUAUUUGAUCAUGUGAUCUGAAUACUGAAGGACAGCAGAUCAGAGAUACCCUUCCUGCUUCAAGCUUCACUGUUAGUAAACCUAACAUCAC
Molecule: messenger RNA, 1206 nt
Organism: Cyprinodon tularosa
Lineage: Eukaryota; Metazoa; Chordata; Actinopteri; Cyprinodontiformes; Cyprinodontidae
Product: Kv channel-interacting protein 2-like
Exons: 9
Coding region: 372-1136 (254 amino acids)
Biological process (GO): regulation of potassium ion transmembrane transport
Cellular component (GO): voltage-gated potassium channel complex
Molecular function (GO): calcium ion binding; potassium channel regulator activity
Source: RefSeq, a predicted model, not a curated record